AUGGACGGCACGGGCUCUGGACCAGGUGCUCAGAGUCCGGAGAAUCCAAACCGGGCCGUAGAGUACCUUCUAGAGCUCAACCACAUCAUCGACUCACAGCAGAAACUUCUGGAGUCCCAGAGAAAACGUAUCCUAGAGUUGGAGGUUCAGCUGGAGCGGCUGAGCCAGGAGAACCAAGACCUGAGGAACCAGGACCGAAGUCAGUCACAGGAACCAACCAUCACCGGGAACAGCCAAACCACCUCCAGUCCAGACCCACGGCAGAGUCAGGCUAAAGCUCGUCCUGAACCUCCUCCUCCUCCACCUUUGCCUCCCACCAUCGUUCUUUCCAAAAACCCCAAUAAAACCAGCUCUGGAGCAGCCAAAACCAGUUCUGGUCUUAGCAAAACCAGUUCUGGAUCAACCAAGACCUGUUCAGUCCCAGCUCGACCCUCUGAAUCCUCCUUAAAGAACCCCAAAGCUCAAGACUGUGGUUCUAAACCCCGGAUCUGUAUAAACUCGCACAGUGUGGAAUUGAAGGCCCAAGAUGGCGGCUGCCGGACGCCUUCUGUGUCCGCCAAGGUUUGUUCCGUGUCGAGCUCUAACUCCGAACUUAACCCAAAAACCACAGAGAUAACAUCUAAGACGGCAGAGUUCUCCUCCAGGACAUUCGAAUUCUCCUCUCGAGGCCCAGUCCUUGCCAAGACCGAGUCCGGGUCUAAAGCUCACUUCCAGAGCCACUUCUCUUACAGCAGCAGCGUGGCUAACGUUAGCUUCCAGAUCCCCGCUGCAGCCACGCCCUCAUCAAGUCAAAUGGAAGCUCCGCCCCCACCACCCCUUCCAGUGCGCACACACAUAAGCACCCACGUGAACACCCACGUGAACGCUCACGUGAACGCCCACGUGAACGCCCACGUGACCGCCCACGUGAGAGCUCGCACCUCGACUGGGACCAACACCAACUUUGUGGAGAAAGAAAGAGAACGACUGGAGCGACUUCAUAGAGUUAAUGCAGCUAACAAUGUCCAUGCACACACCAUGCAUGCUAGCAGGUGUCAUUCAUCCACGUCCUGCCGCUCUCCCCCCUCCUCAUGUAUCUCCCCACCCACCUCCUGCGUUUCUCCACCCACUUCCUGUAUGUCUCCACCCACCGCUUGCAUAACCCCGCCCUCCUACCCUGGGUCUUCAUCCAGUCUUCCUCCAAACAGCUCGUUCCACCAGUUCUGCUGCGCCUCCCGACUCCUGCACCUGCCGCCCCCGCCGAGCAAGCACUCCAGGGAGGAUGACGAUGAUGACGUCGCUCAUCAGUUCUGUUGCCCCGCCUCCGAGUGCAGUAGCCCCUCCUCCAGAACCGGACCCCAGGAGCCUAUAGACCCCCAGGAGCCUAGACCCGUGCGCCCGUGGUUCCGACGCCCGUUCUCCCGCGGAGUCAUGUGGUGCAUCAACUGCGCGUCGGAUAAAACGCCAGCGCUCAACAACAAGCUUCUGUUCAGUUCUGACCAACCCCAUUGCACUGAAGCCACCAUGAUGCCCUUUGAGCCCUCCCCAUUCUCCUCCCACUUCCAUCGUCAUGGCAACAAUCCCUUGCCCCUUCGCCACAACAACAGUCCUAUGUCCCGCCCCUGUGACCCGUGUGACCCGUACUGCUCUGCUCACACACUCACUCAGGGCUCCGUGUCUCCCUUGUCUCCCUCUGGUCCUGGACUUACUUGGGCUCAGAGAAGGCUACAGUCCGCCAGUGUGGCUCUCAGAAACCAGGAUGAGGAUUACGAACUGUCCACGGACCUGCAGGACAAGACGGUGGAGAUGUUGGAGAGGAAAUAUGGUGGGCAGUUUGUGACUCGCCGAGCAGCAAAAACUAUCCAAACAGCUUUCAGACAAUAUCGAAUGAGGAAGAACUUUCAACGUUUGCGGAGUUCUGCCUCUGAGAGUCGCAUGACCCGACGUAUCAUACUGACUAACAUGAGAUCACAGUAUUCAUUUGAAGAGCGACUCCCCCAGGGGCAGGGAUCAGAGAGUCAGCCAGGAUCAGAGGUCAAUGCUGAUCUGGACGAUGCCUUUUCCAAAGCGGUGGCCUCUUUAGCUGACUCCAUGGAUGAGUCCCUGACCUGUCAGUCCCAGUCUGGUCUGGACUCUCAAGACCCUCCAGAGGACAGUGCAGAGGAGACCCCCGAGGACAGCCCUGAGGAGGACAGUCCAGAUGAGGAUAGUCUAGAGCCAGAGCAGUACCAGAACUAUCGCUGCUCCCUGGGACCUGGAUCCAGCUCCGACACAGAGUUCUGGUCUGGAGACAGAGAGAGUUCGAGAAGUGGGUCCAGACGAGGGUCGAGAGGGGGUAAUACACCAGGACACCUGCCUGUUCUCACCAUCGAACCCCCCAGCGACAGCUCUGUGGACAUGAGUGACCGCUCUGAGCGUGGAUCUAUUGGGCGCUUAGUCUAUGAGCAGGAUUCUUCAGUGGAUCGAGGAGCAGAGGGGGAGGUCCGAAGUGAAACUGGAGGAGAGACGGCAGGAGAGGAGGAUGAGGACAGCCCCGAGGAGGAGGAAGAAGAGGAGGAAACUCGAGAUGAAGGAGACUCCACUGAAACUGAAUCCCUGCAGGGAACCAUCAAACACAAACCCAACCAGAACCAGGCGCAGGGACAGACCAGGGUCCCAGCACCACUGCCCAUUCCAUCUGCCCGUACACUGCCUACACACCCACUCACCCACCCCCAACCUCAUCCGCAGAUGCACACUCACCCGCAGCACCCCCUACUGCCCCACAUGCAGCACAGCACCCCCUACACACAAAUUCAUCACCAACACCAGCCUUACGUCCAGCAUUUUCUCCACAACCAGGGGUACAACCAAAGCCAGGUCUACAGCCAGCUCCACGGAUACCACCCCCAGACUCACACUCACCCGCAACUUCUGGCCCACACUUGCCAACAGACCCCUCCAAACAUGCCCUCCUUCCCUGAGCACACAUGUCUUGCGCAAAAGCCCCAAUAUCCCCAAAACCUGCCCCAGCAAAGGCCGCUUCUGCCCCCCCACGCGAUGCACAACCACCCCCUACUGCACAACCACCCGCAGAACUACCCACAAGUCCACCCCCACACUCACGCCCUGAACCACGCUCACUUUGCUCCACACCCGAUUCACAGCUUUCCCCAGGCGGAGGCUCACUUCCACCAGCUUCCUCCGCAGAUGCCUCCACAGAUGCCUCCUUUGCCCCAUUUGCCCCACUUGCCUCCCCCGUGCUGCCCCGAACCCCCCGUCUCGCCUCACCCUUUGUUGUCUUCGGAUGGUGACAACGAUAGCGUCCAAUCGGCCACCACAAACUCCAACGACGAUACGACCACGACGGCCAAUCACAGCUCAGGCUCGUCUUCUCGUGACAGCCAGCCAAUGGGAGCCCUUGCUGGGAUGGGGGGCGGGGCUGUGAGUAAAAUGACCUAUCAGAGGGAAAGCAGAAACAACUGGGACUCUCCUGCGUUUAAUAACGAUGUGGUACAGAGACGACAAUAUCGCAUCGGACUCAACCUCUUUAACAAGAAGCCGGAGAAGGGUGUGCAGUACCUGAUCGAGCGAGGCUUUGUGACGGACUCUCCUCUGGGCAUCGCUCGCUUCAUUCUUGAACGGAAAGGUUUGAGUCGACAGAUGAUCGGAGAGUUUUUAGGCAACAGGCAGCAGUUCAACAAAGAUGUGUUAGAAUGUGUCUUGGAGGAGAUGGACUUCUCGGGGAUGGAUGUAGACGAGGCGUUAAGGAAGUUUCAGGCUCAGAUCAAAGUACAAGGAGAAGCUCAGAGAGUAGAGCGACUAGUGGAAGCUUUCAGUCAACGAUACUGUGUGUGCAACCCGGUUCUGAUCCGCCAGUUUCAGAACCCGGACACAAUCUUCAUUCUGUCCUUUGCUAUAAUCUUACUGAACACGGACCUGUACAGUCCAAGUGUGAAACCGGAGAGAAAAAUGAAACUGGAGGAUUUCAUUAAAAACUUACGAGGAGUAGACAAUGGGAGCGACAUACCGAGGGAUUUGUUGGUGGCAAUAUUUGGGCGGAUUCAAAAAUGGGAGUUGAGAACCAAUGAUGACCAUGUGACCCAAGUCCAGGCGCUGGAGCGGAUGGUGGUCGGCAAGAAACCGGUGUUGUCGCUGUCUCACAGGAGGCUGGUUUGCUGCUGCCAGCUUUACGAAGUCCCAGACCCAAACCGGGGCCAGAAGUCUGGAGUUCACCAACGGGAGGUGUUUCUCUUCAACGACCUGCUGAUGGUCACAAAGAUAUUUCAGAAGAAGAAAAACUCGGUGACCUACAGUUUCAGACAGUCGUUUCCGUUAACUGACCUCCAAGUCCAGACCUUCCACAACAACUUCUAUCCUCACGGGAUCCGGCUUACGUCCCAGACCCCGGGAUCUGAGAAGAAAGUCCUGAUGGUUUUCAACGCCCCAAGUCACCAAGACCAAGCACGCUUCGGUUCAGAUCUGAGAGAAAGUAUUGCAGAGGUUCAAGAGAUGGAGAAGUACCGCCUUGAGUCUGAACUGGAAAAACAGAAAGGACCAAUCAGAAGCGACCUUGUAAACGGCACAGGACCAAUGAGAGGAGAGAUGGUGAACGGAGUUCGUCCCAGUUUAGAUGAUUCCUACGCCACUGACGGCCUUAAGCGGAACGCUCUUAACUCCUCUCUGAGAGACUUGACUGAGACAGGGAAGCGUGGGCGGAGAAACAGUGUGGGUUCCUUGGACAGCACCAUUGAGGGCUCCAUUUUGUCAGGACCACACUACAGAGAACAGCGCCCUCCUCAGGCCGCACCCUUCUCGCCGGUUUCUCCAUCUCCUGGUUUCCAGGGUUACCGCUUUGUGGGUAUACCCAAACCACCAGUCCCAGCGCCACAUUCGUCAUUUGCAGGACGUCGUGCAAAGAUUCCGGUGCCUUUGGUGAUGUCACCGCCUGUGACUCCGCCCCCAUUAACUCCUCCUAUUUCCUCUCCACCACACUACCCUGCUCCCUCUCCACCUGUGGCCCCGCCCCCUCCUUAUCACCUCGUCCAAUCGCAGGCGACUGCCAAACGAACACUGUCCACGCCCCUGUCUCCAAGAUCUCCACUUCCUACCCAAUCACGAGUCUCCAACAGCGGCAGCCAAUCGUCUCGCAGCCCUGGGUAUAAACUACCUCUAAGCUCCUCCCACUCUCAUCCUCUGAGUCCAGGCCAUUUCUUGUUCAGCGCUCCGUCUGCUCGGUUGGUCCCUCAGCACUAUGCCCCGCCCAUGCCAGGGACUCUGGCCCCGCCCCCUCGCUCACCGCUCCCUUCAGGCGCCACAGCAACAGCAUCUAUGCCAACGGCAGCCAUGGCAACAACAACAAUGAAAAACAAACAGAGCCGCAUAAGCACCGUCGUCUAA
Molecule: messenger RNA, 5358 nt
Organism: Knipowitschia caucasica
Lineage: Eukaryota; Metazoa; Chordata; Actinopteri; Gobiiformes; Gobiidae
Source: the annotation of a GenBank genome assembly